Molecule: messenger RNA, 525 nt
Organism: Penicillium soppii
Lineage: Eukaryota; Fungi; Ascomycota; Eurotiomycetes; Eurotiales; Aspergillaceae
Product: ML domain-containing protein
Exons: 3
Coding region: 1-525 (174 amino acids)
Biological process (GO): intracellular sterol transport
Molecular function (GO): sterol binding
Source: RefSeq, a predicted model, not a curated record
AUGAAGUUCUUAUCAGCUGCCAGCCUCUUGGUACUUACGGCUCCCCUCUCCAACGCAGCCGCCUUCUCCAUCUUCGACCCUACACAGGUUUCCCUCAAUGCCGGGACCACUGAAGAUUUCCCAGUCGAGGGUGACAACCCUUUGCUGUACUGUGCCAAACCAGAAGCCUAUAAACUCGACAUCGAAUCGGUGGAUCUGUCACCUAACCCUCCUCUACCAGGAAAGAAGUUGAUCAUUUCCGCCAAAGGCACCUUGCUGGAGAGAAUUGAGAAGGGCGCUACUGUGAACCUGGAAGUGAAGUGGGGUCUCAUUACCUUAAUCAAACAGACUGUCGAUCUGUGCGAAGAACUGAAGAAUGUCGACUUGGAGUGCCCGCUAGAGAAGGGUAAAAUGGUGUUGACGAAGGAAGUGGAACUGCCUAAGCAGAUCCCACCGGGCAAGUACUCCGUUCUUGCUGAUGUCUACAACCAAGCCGACCAGCAGGUUACUUGCCUCAAGGCGGAAAAUAUCGCAUUCCACAUCUGA